This is a messenger RNA of Rhineura floridana, 2639 nucleotides long. RefSeq names its product transmembrane protein 178B-like. The record is from RefSeq and is a predicted model, not a curated record. The transcript is spliced from 4 exons. NCBI's taxonomy places the organism in Eukaryota, Metazoa, Chordata, Lepidosauria, Squamata, Rhineuridae. The coding region runs from base 246 to 1142 and encodes 298 amino acids. Gene Ontology annotation, cellular component: membrane.
AGGCCAGUCGCCAAAUACCCUCAAGCAGGAUCUCAGGCGCUGCCUCGUUCUCUCCAGCCUCAUAUCAGUUUUCACUCCUGGGCCAGCUACCUGGACGAGAGGCCGCUGGCCCUGGCCCGCCCCCUGGCCUGGGGAGGCACGAGGCUAGGAGCGAGCGAGCGAGCGAGGGAGCUGCCGCUGCGCCCCCCCGGCCGGGCUGCAGGGGGAGCAGUGGCGGGCGGCGCAACGCGGCGGCGGCGGCGAAGAUGGCGGCCGCGGCUCAGGCACUGAGCUGCUCGGGGCUGCUGUUGGCCGCCGCCGCCCUGGCCCUGCUGGCCGUGGCCAUCGGCACCGACUCCUGGUACGAGACGGACGCGCGGCGGCACCGCGAGCGCUGCCGGGGCGUCGGCCACAAGCGCAACACCAACAACGACCCUCGGGGCUCCAUGUCGGCGCCCAGCCCUAACCUGCCCCUCCGCGCCCGACCGCCGCGGGCCCUGCUCCCCGGCCAGGCUUCGCCACUGGCUCCGCUCCCCGGGGCCGCCGCCGCCUCUUUGGCACUGGAAUCGUACUGCGUCCGCCGCUUCAACUCCACUGUCUCUGGCCUCUGGCGGCGCUGCCACCGCGCGGGCUUCGAGCCCGACAGCGAGGAGCUCAUCCAGAAAGGAGUCAUCCAGCGCUGCACAUCUGUGAAGUAUCACUACACCUCAUCUUCCCUGCCACGCAACUUGUCUGUUAAUAUUAUCAACACUAUACGCCAGGAUGAGUGGCAUGCCCUCCAUCUACGGAGAAUGACAGCUGGCUUUAUUGGUAUGGCAGUUUCCAUCAUCCUGUUUGGAUGGAUCAUUGGUAUGCUGGGCUGCUGUAAACAGCAUGAGCUCAUGCAAUAUGUAGCUGGACUGCUCUUCCUUAUGGGAGGUACAUGCUGCAUCAUCUCCCUUUGCACAUGUGUGGCUGGGAUUAAUUUUGAGCUGUCUCGUUACCCUCGCCAAGUCUAUGGGUUACCAGAUGACAUCAGUCAUGGCUAUGGCUGGUCCAUGUUCUGCGCUUGGGGAGGCCUGGGGCUGACGCUUCUGGCAGGCUUCUUAUGCACACUGGCCCCCUCACUCAAUAGCCCUCGGACUGUUGUACAGAAACCCAGACAGGAAAAUGGUGCUGUGUGAUGAGAGAAGAGUGCAAAGGACUCUAGCAAGCAUAGUCCAGUUCAAGUCCAGUUGUAGGUUACUGCCAAUACAGUGUGGGCACCUGAAAUUCAUGAAGAAGGGUGGUUCCCAUUGUGGAACAAGUGAAGCGAUUCAAUUGCUAUGUCAAAGACUUGGGGAACCUUUCCUUCCUUUGAGUCUUCAGCCUGCCUGAUGCAACCAAACCAAAUCAGGUUAAUUCUUUAUUCCUGGCUUGCCUAAAGGAAAGUUUUCUGUUAAAUAGGGUGUGUUGUUAUAGGAUCUAUGUACCAUUUAACCUGAAUCAGAUUUCUGCUAGGAGCAGAAGCUACUGUGAAUUCCCUUUGAUGUCCUAUGACUCCGGGGAAAUCUAUUUCCAAGAAUUCUUGAGGGCCAGUCAGAGGUAAAGGCCAAAGGGAAAUCCAGCCAGUCUCAGUAUUGAUUCUCAUCUGCAGCAGGGACUUGAUGCUGUUAUAGGCUUAACUCAGCCUACUGCACUGAAGCAGCUUUUGACACCAGCUUGUUCUGAGGGGUUUUUUUGUUAUUCAGACAGGGACAUUAGCAAGUUCUUCCUCUGGAUCAUACAAUAUCUAACCUGUGUCAGUGUUGGAAGCCAAAUAUGUGUAGCAGGAGCUCAUGAAGGUUACUUCUGGGAUAAUGCAUUGGGCAAACUGAAAAUAUUGAGACUUCAAAAGCUUGAUGAAUUCUUCCACAAGGGGACAGGUCUCAGUAUCAACUCACACUUACAAACAGAAAGGUAGUUUUUUGGGUGGUGGUGGUAGGGGUGGUUGAACCUAAUCAGGUUAUUUAGUCAUUUGUGACAUUCCUGAAGGCUAAAACAACACUUUAAAGGACAAAACCACAGGUUUCUAGCUGAGGCCAGAAAAUGGAUCAAGUUUCCCAUCCCAGAAAUGUUAUUGUCUAUAAUGCAUAUAACUGUGUUAAUAGGGAAAUGAGAUUUGUAACCUAUUUCAAAUGCUUCCAGCCUGAGUGAACAAAUUUAUUAUUUUGGAAGACGAGCACAGAAACAGAAAAACUCAACAACCCCUUGGUAGCAUCCUCUGCUAACAGAAAAAGAAGCAUUUUUUUAUUAUUAAAGGGACUCUGUAUGCAGGUGAACAACAAGAGCUGGGCCUAACUCAGGAACAUCAACAAUGGUGCUGAAGGGAAGCACUGGUCUUUCCUCAUUGUACUCCUUUUCUGUGUCCCCAAAAGACUACACAGAAACAUUUUUGGAGGGCUGUUUACAUUGUAUUUUUAAGUGGCAUGUAAUUAAUUACUCAGUGCUAAAGUCAAUGUAUUCAUGGAAAUUGUGAUUUUUAAAUGAAGUUGUAAGUUUCAAGAGGCAUUAAAUUAAAAGGCUCGGUUAUGGUGAGAGGCUGGAAAUUCUCAGCCUUUUGGAUCUCACUAAAAGACUGGCAUGAAUUUUCUAUACUUUUACAAACACCACAGCUGCUAGAGAAACUCUGUUAUGCAGUUUAACACACAGGGAGACAGGAA